AGCGAGCAGAGCUCCGGGCGCUACCGCCACCGCCGCCGAGCUAGUGAGAGCGAAGGAGCAUCCCAGAGACCCAGCCCCCGUGCACUGGCCGCCACCGAGACCUCCGCCCUCACCUGGGCCAGCGGGAGCCGCGGCCGCCUUUCUCUCCCCCCCUCACCUUCCCGGCCGGCAGCGGCGGCUGCACACGCCGGAGCCGGAGCCCGAGCCGGAGCAGGAGCCGGCGGCAGGGGGGCAGGGAGGCGGCUACCACGGGCCGGGACUGGUAGCUUCUCCGUGGUGAGAGGACGCUGAGGAGGGGCUGGAAUUUUGCCUCGUCCCGGGGCGUGGGGCGAAGGACUCCCAAGGUGUAGGGAGGGGGGUCCCAGCCGCAGCGACACAUGCGGGAGCCGGGAGCGGGGGCGGCGCCGAGCGGAGCCGGCCGGGUCCCCAGCCUCGCGGCCGCCUCGGCCACCCGGCUGGGUCCGUAGCAUCUUGCCCCGGAGUGUAUGAGCCGGGGCCCCAAGCCCAGCAGCCACCCCCCGCCCGGGGGGGCGGGGACCCCAAUGUGAAGCAGCGGCUGGGGCGGCGGGGAGAGCAGGACCGGCGCCGCCGUCCUUUCCCUACCUUCCCCUCCCCUCCCCUCCGCCCCCUCCGGGGGUCUUCUCUCCCGAUCAGUCUCCGGCCCCCCGGCUCCUCGGCAGGACUCCGGGAGUUCUUAGAGUCCCCUCCCCCGCCCCAGCCCCCCCCAGGGCGGCGGGGCCGGGGGGGAUCCGGGGGGCCGGCCGAACCUCCGCCCAGAGGAAACUUUAUAAAAACAAACCCGGAGCUUCCCAAACGUGACUGUCCCGGGACCAGCGGCCCUGGACCGGCCGGAGCCCCAGCCUGAAGAGACCCAGGAAGAGGAAAAGAAGAGGUGAGGGGCCGCCGGCCGCGCGGAAGAGCCCCGGGUGGCUGGCUGGCCGGCUUGGCGACACCGGCCCCGCUUCUUGCUCAGUUCCACGCCCAGCCUUCCGCAGCCGCCGCCGGCCCGAAGGAGGAAGGGAACCAGCCCACUUUCCCGGCGCCGCGGCCCGUCCCGAAAGCAAUGUGAAAACCUUUGCAUCUUCUGAUAGUCUAGCCAAGGUGCAAGAAAUAGCAAGCUGGCUUUUGGAAAUGAAUCAGGAACUGCUCUCUGUGGGCAGCAAAAGACGACGAACUGGAGGCUCUCUGAGAGGUAACCCUUCCUCAAGCCAGGUAGAUGAGGAACAGAUGAAUCGUGUGGUGGAGGAGGAACAGCAGCAACAACUACGACACCAAGAGGAGGAGCACACUGCAAGGAAUGGUGAAGUGGUUGGAGCAGAACCUAGGCCUGGAGACCAGAAUGAUUCCCAGCAAGGACAAGUUGAAGAAAACAAUAAUCAAUUUAUUUCAGUAGAUGAGGAUUCCUCAGGAAACCAAGAAGAGCAAGAAGAAGAUGAAGAACAUGGUGGUGAGCAAGAUGAGGAAGAUGAAGAAGAAGAGGAAAUGGACCAGGAGAGUGAUGAUUUUGAUCAGUCUGAUGACAGUAGCAGAGAAGAUGAACAUACACAUAGUAACAAUGUCACAAACUCUAGCAGUAUUGUGGACCUGCCCAUUCACCAACUCUCCUCCCCAUUCUAUACAAAGACAACAAAAAUGAAAAGAAAGUUGGACCAUGGUUCUGAGGUCCGUUCCUUUUCUUUGGGAAAGAAACCAUGCAAAGUCUCAGAAUACACAAGUACCACUGGGCUUGUACCAUAUUCAGCAACACCAACAACUUUUGGGGACCUGAGAGCAGCCAAUGGCCAAGGGCAACAACGACGCCGGAUUACAUCUGUCCAACCACCAACAGGCCUCCAGGAAUGGCUGAAAAUGUUUCAGAGCUGGAGUGGACCAGAGAAGUUGCUUGCUUUAGAUGAGCUCAUUGAUAGUUGUGAACCCACACAAGUGAAACAUAUGAUGCAAGUGAUAGAACCCCAGUUUCAAAGAGACUUCAUUUCCUUGCUUCCUAAAGAGCUGGCACUCUAUGUGCUUUCUUUCCUGGAACCCAAAGACCUGUUACAAGCGGCUCAGACAUGUCGCUACUGGAGAAUUUUGGCUGAAGACAACCUUCUCUGGAGAGAGAAAUGCAAAGAAGAGGGGAUUGAUGAACCAUUACACAUCAAGAGAAGAAAAGUAAUAAAGCCAGGUUUCAUACACAGUCCAUGGAAAAGUGCAUACAUCAGACAGCACAGAAUUGAUACAAAUUGGAGGAGAGGAGAGCUCAAAUCUCCUAAGGUGCUGAAAGGACACGAUGAUCAUGUGAUCACAUGCCUGCAGUUUUGUGGUAACCGAAUAGUUAGUGGUUCUGAUGACAACACUUUAAAAGUUUGGUCAGCAGUCACAGGCAAAUGUCUGAGAACAUUAGUGGGACAUACAGGUGGAGUGUGGUCAUCACAGAUGAGAGACAAUAUCAUAAUUAGUGGAUCUACAGACCGGACUCUCAAAGUGUGGAAUGCUGAGACUGGAGAAUGUAUACACACUUUGUAUGGGCAUACUUCCACUGUACGUUGUAUGCAUCUCCAUGAAAAAAGAGUUGUUAGCGGUUCUCGAGAUGCCACUCUUAGGGUUUGGGAUAUUGAGACAGGCCAGUGUUUACAUGUCUUGAUGGGUCAUGUAGCAGCAGUCCGCUGUGUUCAGUAUGAUGGCAGGAGGGUUGUUAGUGGCGCAUACGAUUUUAUGGUGAAGGUAUGGGAUCCAGAGACCGAGACCUGUCUACACACGUUGCAGGGGCAUACUAACAGAGUCUAUUCAUUACAGUUUGAUGGCAUCCAUGUGGUGAGUGGAUCUCUUGAUACAUCAAUCCGAGUUUGGGAUGUGGAGACAGGGAAUUGCAUUCACACGUUAACAGGGCAUCAGUCGUUAACAAGUGGAAUGGAACUCAAAGAUAAUAUUCUUGUCUCUGGGAAUGCAGAUUCUACAGUUAAAAUCUGGGAUAUCAAAACAGGACAGUGUUUACAAACUUUGCAAGGUCCCAACAAGCAUCAGAGUGCUGUGACCUGUUUACAGUUCAACAAGAACUUUGUAAUUACCAGCUCAGAUGAUGGAACUGUAAAACUAUGGGACUUGAAAACGGGUGAAUUUAUUCGAAACCUAGUCACAUUGGAGAGUGGGGGUAGUGGGGGAGUUGUCUGGCGGAUCAGAGCCUCAAACACAAAACUGGUGUGUGCUGUUGGGAGUCGGAAUGGGACUGAAGAAACCAAGCUGCUGGUGCUGGACUUUGAUGUGGAUAUGAAAUGAAGAGCAGAAAAGAUGAAUUUUGUCCAAAUGUGUAGACAAUAUACUCCCUGCCCUUCUCCCUGCGCAAAAAAAAAAAAAAAAAAAA
Messenger RNA from Castor canadensis (American beaver), 3340 nucleotides. The record is from RefSeq and is a predicted model, not a curated record. Lineage: Eukaryota; Metazoa; Chordata; Mammalia; Rodentia; Castoridae.